AUGGGCUCCCAACCAAACGAGCUAACCGUCCGCAAGCGUCGUGGUGAGGCCAAGGCUGUCAUGAUCAGAAACAAUAAUACUGCCGACAACGGCACCGGCAGUGUCGCCGGCAAUAUUCCCGACAUUACCGAUGGCGAUAUCGGCAAGGCCAUCGCCGAAACUGCCGACUGGAUCCGCGAGCUGCUUGAGAGCAAGCGAGUGGUGAGCCCCAAGACAAGGACCAACCUUCAGUACUUUCUCGACAAGAUCGAGAACAUCGACAACCUGUCGCCACAGGAUCAGUCGGCGAUCAUGCAGAAGCACAUGCUGCAGAUGUGGCGUGCUGAGACAGACCGGCGCCUCGACAGCGAGGCCAAGUACGCUGGCAUUAUCGAUAAGUUCAGGGCCAUGAACGAAGACGCAUGGUACCUUCGGUACGGCGACUAUUUUGCCAUGGCUAUUAACCCCCUCAAGGGCCAUGCCACCAGUGUGAGAAAGGCCUCGCAGAACCGGGCGGCCAAGGUCGCUCAGCAACAGAAGUGGGAAGCCGCGAGAGCAGAGGCCCAAUCCAAGUGGGGCCACAAGAAGCCUCAAGGCAAGGCCAGCACUUCGUCUCCGUCGCCUGCCACUACACCAUCCUUUGUCCCGUCCACUCCUGCCGGCCCCGCCAGCCCCACGGCCCCCGGCAAUCCCACCAGCCCGGCGACCCCCACAACUACGCCCAAGCGAGCCAUGAGCGCCGCGGCCAUCCUAAAGGCCACGCAAGAGGCGGCGAUUGAGUUUUUUCUCACAGAAAAUUGGAUGGCCAUCAACGAGCGUCUGCAGGCCGAAGACCCGAUGCCCCGGCCGCCGAAGACCAUCGGGCUGGCUGACCUGUUUGGGCCGGAGCCGCUCGAGAGCAAGCCGACCAUGCCAACUCCCCUGGCCGAUCUGGUGGAGAAGCUGACGGGCAUGAUGAGCCCGUAUCAGACAUAUGAGAACGUGCGCAAGAACAUCUCCCUCUACGCACAGCGGAAUGAUAUCGCCCAUCGCCACCUCGGAGAACUGGCUCGUCAGAGCAGGUAUAUGGAGCUGGCAAACCUCAUCACCACAGAUCUGAAGGCUCUGUACUACAAGACGGCCAUUGACGAGGAGACACGCUCUGCUGCCCAGGCCGCCAUCUUUGCCACUGCCAGGCACUUCUUUCACACUUUUGUGUGGGACGAUGACAGCAUGAAUGUCGCGGACUUGGCAUUCCGCACAAUCAAGAAGACCGUCCCCGCUGCUUCAGGCACCGCCCCAGCUCCCGCUGAACAAGACGGCUUUGUUGGCUUGCUGAAGGACAAGCCCGUCGACGAAAACGAGGCCGAGACUUGUAUCACCGCCGAAGACGAGCUUUCGGACGAAGUCGGAUACAUCAACUUCGACUGA
Messenger RNA from Lasiosphaeria miniovina, 1389 nucleotides. RefSeq lists its product as uncharacterized. NCBI's taxonomy places the organism in Eukaryota, Fungi, Ascomycota, Sordariomycetes, Sordariales, Lasiosphaeriaceae. The transcript has a single exon. The record is from RefSeq and is a predicted model, not a curated record. Bases 1 to 1389 code for a protein of 462 amino acids.